CAGCGAUUUGCUAUAAAAGCGUAUUUUAGAGCUCAACUUUAACUUAGUUAAAAACUAAAUUAGGCAAUACAAUGCGUGCCUGUUUGCUGCUUGCCCUCUUUGGAUGUGUGCUCUUGGCCACGGUUUCCGCCAAUCCCCUCGAUAUCGAUGAGAUUGAAGACGUCGAGGAGACGAAUCGAAUUGCGGAAGAGAAAAAGAACUUGGCAGAAGAGAAGGAUAACGUUUUGGACGAUGAGGAAGAUGACAAUACAGAUGACGAGGAGGACGACGAGGAUACACAGGACUCUGAGCUAGAUGACUCCGACUCCCAGGAUGAUUCCGAGGACGAUGAUGAAGAAAAAAGCGAUGAAGCCAAGCCAAAAGAACAAGAUGAAGAGUAACUCCAAUGGGAAAUGACAGAUUCCAUUCAUUUAUUGUUUUAAUUAACACGUUUUACCGCUUGUUAGACUUUCAAACAACUGUUCACACAAAGCAACCAACUCCAUCUCCGACAGCCUAAUAAGCAAAUGUUUUUAUAUUAUCUGAGCAAAUACAUAAAAUUCUGGAAAUGCCCGUGAUCAUAA
Messenger RNA from Drosophila takahashii, 563 nucleotides. Lineage: Eukaryota; Metazoa; Arthropoda; Insecta; Diptera; Drosophilidae. The record is from RefSeq and is a predicted model, not a curated record.